GCCUGGGCGGAGAGGCUUGGGACCUUUGUAGCUCCACCUCCUCACCUGGGCUGACCCCCUCCAGCACGCAGGAAUUGGGGAAAGCAUACACCCCGCCCCAUCGGGGAAUGUCCUGUCCCAGGUCAGUGCACCAGUUUCUUCCUGACCAAUGACCAGAGUCCCUCCCAGAUGAAUGAAUUUUCCUGCAAGGAUGUUGCCAAUGCGUUAUCCCUGGCCAAUAUGAUCCUGGGACUCUUCUCCAUCAUCUGCAGCUUCUGCAAGAGAUCCCAUUGCGCCUGCUGGAUGCUUCUUGUCAGCUUUCUGAUAGACAUGGCAGUUGGGGCUAUAACCAGACACCUCAACAUCUGCUCCAAAUCAGCAGGAGUUGAGCUGAAUGACUUUGCCGUCUUCACCACCUUUGGCCUGGCCUCAGCCAUGCUCCUAGGUGUGAACGGAACUCUGAAUGGAUUCCUGGCCAUCAUCUAUAUCUUAACUACUUCUUUCCGCCUGUGUUCUUAUUCAACUUGUGAGUGCAACUCAGACAUCCCCUUCGUGUACAAGGGCCUACCCUGCCCCUAUGCAUCCUGUGUUUUGGCCUCCACCUCCCUUCUUACGAAAGGCAAUCCUUUCAUUCUCUCUUGCAUGGCCUCACUCAUGGUUCUAUUCAUGAUGGACCAGAGUUACUACCCACAUGAUGAAAUCCUGGACUCUGAGAAUUGGAAAAAAAUAGUUUAUUUAGGAGGUGUCAUCAUGCUGUUUUUGUUUCCAUUCUCCAUAACUGCUUUUUACUGCCUGAUGUGGUCGCUCUCCUACAUCUUCUUUCCAGAUGCUCUAUGGGGCAAGGCAAUGUGUCUUAAGCUACAGCAGGGAGGAAACUGAAUAGUUCUAUCAGUACCCACUUGCCUCCGUGGGGUUUAUGCCAGCAUGUUGGGCCACACCUUGCUUUAUCUUCACUAAAGCUCCCUUUUUCACUGUGUUAUGCACGUGUUAUGUACGU
Molecule: messenger RNA, 976 nt
Organism: Talpa occidentalis (Iberian mole)
Lineage: Eukaryota; Metazoa; Chordata; Mammalia; Eulipotyphla; Talpidae
Gene: TMEM269
Product: transmembrane protein 269
Exons: 6
Coding region: 169-858 (229 amino acids)
Biological process (GO): phospholipid biosynthetic process
Cellular component (GO): membrane
Molecular function (GO): phosphotransferase activity, for other substituted phosphate groups
Source: RefSeq, a predicted model, not a curated record